UGGCGGAAGUGCGCGAACAAGUGGCUUGAAAACGAAGAAGACGGGGAAGAACACGGAAAUGACGUGUCGUAGCGCUGAUCACAAUCUUGUCAACAAAACGACAAUGUUGUGCAAUUUGUAGUAUUUUACCCUUAUCACUAGCAGGAGUGCUAGCUUAAGACACGAUGACCUGCACUUGGGAUAAAGUGUUGGGAGAUGCUCGGACAUUGCUGGAGAGGCUAAAGGAGCACGACAUGGCCGCCGAGGGACUCAUCGAGCAGUCGGGGGCCCUCAGUCAGAGGGUGCAGAGCCUGAAGGAGGUGGGGAAUGCUCUCCCAGACCAGCAUGCAGAGGACUCUUCCGAGCUCCAGGACAUGACGACGUACAGGCCUCACGUUCUUCUCACGCAGGAAAACACUCAAAUCAAGGAACUCCAGCAGGAAAACAAAGAGCUGUGGCUGUCCCUGGAGGAGCACCAGUACACGCUAGAGUUGAUCAUGGGCCGCUACCGGAAACAGAUGCUGCAGCUGAUGAUGGCCAAGAAGGAGCUUGACACCAAACCUGUCCUGUCCCUCCACGAGGACCACGCCAAGGAAGUGCAGAGCCAGAUGGAGCGGAUAUGUGAGAUGGGCCAGGUGAUGCGACGAGCCGUGCAGGUGGAUGAUCAGCGCUAUUGCUCCAAUCGACAGAAGCUCGCCCAACUUGAGAUGGAGAACAGAGAGCUGCAAGACCUUCUGACAAUCAGCCAGGACUCCAUGGAGGCAGCCAGAGAAGGAAGCAGCCAAAACCAAGCUCAGCUCCAGUGCGACCAAUGACAUGGAGGGCACCUCUUGGUACUCAAAGUCUGGAUGGAUGACACAAAAAGAUGGAUUCACAUCCAUUCUUUUUCAUCCCAUUCUAAAUCCAUUCAUCAGUUUCAACAAUUUAUAAGAAAAGACCAAAACAAAUGUUUAAAUUUUUUAAAAUAAGGAUCUAUUUUAAAAAUAUCUUUUAGGCCAUCUCCAUGCAACCCAAAAUAGUUUUUUUUUAACCCAUAACCUGUUCUGAAAAUGUUUCAUUAGAAUUACCAAAUAACACAUUGCAAGAAUCGUGUUGAAUCGAGAAUCAGUUGUCUGAAUCGAAUCGACACCUCAGGAAACAGAUCGAUUCACACCCCGAAAGACACAACAUGUUUGCGUUGUCUAUUUUCCUAGUUCUGUACAUCUUCAUCCAGUGCAGGGGUGUCCAAAGUGCGGCCCGCAGCUCGAAUUUUGUUGGCCUGCAACAUCCAUCCAUUCCUCCAUCCAUUUUCUACCGCUUGUCCCUUUUGGGGUCGCAGGGGGUGCUGGAGCCUAUCUCAGCUGCAUUCGGGCAGAAGGCGACCCAACACAGAUAGACAACAUUCACACUCGCAUUCACACACUAGGGACCAUUUAGUGUUGCCAAGUCGAGAAAAAAAAAAAAUAAGUACUGUAUUUUCUGGACUAUAUAGCGCAUAUAUAUAUAUAUAUAUAUAUAUAUAUAUAUAUAUAUAUAUAUAUAUAUAUAUAUAUAUA
Molecule: messenger RNA, 1514 nt
Organism: Entelurus aequoreus (snake pipefish)
Lineage: Eukaryota; Metazoa; Chordata; Actinopteri; Syngnathiformes; Syngnathidae
Gene: sike1
Product: suppressor of IKBKE 1
Exons: 7
Coding region: 165-794 (209 amino acids)
Source: RefSeq, a predicted model, not a curated record